Molecule: messenger RNA, 854 nt
Organism: Acinonyx jubatus (cheetah)
Lineage: Eukaryota; Metazoa; Chordata; Mammalia; Carnivora; Felidae
Gene: GFER
Product: growth factor, augmenter of liver regeneration
Exons: 3
Coding region: 148-759 (203 amino acids)
Biological process (GO): liver development
Cellular component (GO): mitochondrion
Molecular function (GO): flavin-dependent sulfhydryl oxidase activity; flavin adenine dinucleotide binding
Source: RefSeq, a predicted model, not a curated record
CCCGCGGCCGAACCCGAGCCUGCGCCCGCGGCGCGCGCGCCCGGGUCCUGUGGCCGCGCCCUGGCGGCGGCGCGCGCGCUGGCCUGGCGGCCGUCUUGGAGGCCCAUCUGGAGGCCGAGCUGGCCCGGCAGGCAUUGCGCGGGCAAUAUGGCGGCGCCCGGCGAGCGGGGGCGCUUCUACGGCGGGAACCUCUUCUCGUUUCUGCCCGGCGGCGCGCGCUCGGAGGUGAUGGACGACCUAGUGACGGACGCGCGCGGCCGGGGCGCGGGGCGGAGAGAUGCCGCUGCCUCGGCCCCGGCGCCGACCUCCGAUUCUCAGGUCGCCGAGGAGGACACGUCCCGGAGGCGGCCCUGCCGGGCCUGCGUGGACUUCAAGACGUGGAUGCGGACGCAGCAGAAGCGCGACAGCAAGUUUAGGGAAGAUUGCCCUCCCGAUCGCGAGGAACUGGGCCGCCACAGCUGGGCUGUCCUCCACACCCUGGCCGCCUACUACCCCGAUCUGCCGACCCCAGAACAGCAGCAAGACAUGGCUCAGUUCAUACAUUUAUUUUCCAAGUUUUACCCGUGUGAGGAGUGUGCCGAAGACAUAAGGAAGAGGAUAUGCAGGAACCAGCCAGACACGCGCACCCGGGCGUGCUUCACCCAGUGGCUGUGCCGCCUGCACAAUGAAGUGAACCGCAAGCUAGGCAAGCCGGACUUUGACUGCUCGCAAGUGGACGAGCGCUGGCGUGACGGCUGGAAGGAUGGGUCCUGCGACUAGACGGUGGCCGGCAGAGCCGUGGGACAGCAGCCUGGGCCUGCGGGCAGCCUGGCUAGAGAGGGGCGGGGCACUCAUUAAAGUGCAUCGGAGCCACA